AUGAAGUACCAGCAGAUCUCGGUCGAUUUUAUAAGCAUGGUGUACACCGCUUGUUCGUACUUGGCUCUCGCUGGAGUCGUUUGGAUAUUCUUACGACUCAUCCAGGCGUGCUUUUGGUUACCACGCCAUCUGAAAAGACAAAAUAAUGUCCAACGAAUGCUGCAAGACAAGAUGGAGGGCUAUGAGAAGUACAUAUUAGAGUGCGAAAGAAAAGAAAAGAUUGAACAAGAAAUGCAAGGCGGGGACGCCAAGUGUGAUCCUGAGCAAGCGGAGAAAUGGAAAGAACGAAGAGAAUGUCUGGAAAUGUUGAAGAGGGAAUUAAGUAAGAUUCGCGAUGGCGGUGACGAUUCGCAAGACUGGGACUAUCUUCUGGAAGAUGAUGAAAAGAAGGAAGCUAGUAUCACAGAAAUUCAAGAUGACGAAAUUUCUAAAGAUGGACCUAAUGGUAAAAUAAACGCAAGCACGAACGGGAUCAAACAAGUAGCCGAUUCGGAGGAGAAAAAGGACAAAUAAUUAUGUUUCACAUCAUCUCUGUAAGAACGCAACGGCAUUUAUGAUAACAGAUUGAAGAUGUUUAAAAUCUUUUUAGUUCGUAAAAAUCGUAGAUAAAAUCGUACGAUGAAACAUUUAAAGAAUUCGAUUCGAAGUAUUUAAAAAAUAUGCAACGAGAUAAAUGUGUGUUCAUUUCAAAACAAACAGAAGAAAUAGUAAUUAUUAAUUUUGUGACAAAAUUUUUAACAAUUUUUAAUAUCAUAAAUAGUUUUAACCUUAAUACGUUUCGUCCACAUAUUCACCUACGAGGCACAAGAAUUUAGUAAUUAAUACGUAUUAAGUGUUUGAUUCUACCUAUACUUAAUUAUAUUUGCAAUGAUAUACGAGUGAAUGCAUUUUAUUGUACGUAGCUAAAUAUACAAUUUUUACGAAAAAUUACCUGUUGACACGAAAAUGUAAAAUAAGUGCAUAUACAUUAGAAACACAAUUCAAAAUUAAAGUUCAAUCUAUUACAUACACGUGCCUCUUUAAAAUUACAAUGUAAUCAAGGGAUAUAUAGAGUUUUGCAAUCAUUAGCCUACAAUAAUUUAAAGAAUUCAAAUUAGUUUAUAAUAUGAUAAAAUUGUUAUAUUAUAAUAUAGAAGAUGUAUUACGAUAUUAAUAAUUUUAAUAUAUUUUUGUUAUAUUUA
Molecule: messenger RNA, 1181 nt
Organism: Bombus huntii
Lineage: Eukaryota; Metazoa; Arthropoda; Insecta; Hymenoptera; Apidae
Exons: 2
Coding region: 1-513 (170 amino acids)
Source: RefSeq, a predicted model, not a curated record